UAGUUGUGAGAGCGGAACCAACGUUAGCUUGUAGUUCUAUGCCUCGGCAGGCUAACUUAGCUGGCUAACUGGUCUCCACAGCUGGAUAAAUCUUCACUUUUGCCCACUUUCAUUUCGAGAGGAGUCAAUCUUCUGGCGAGAUCAUGUCGGAUUUCUCGCUGGCUGAUGCCUUAGGAGACGACACCCCAAGCCAGGCAAAGAAAAUAGGAAACACUAACCCAUCUGCCCCUGCCAGCAACCCUCCACCUCCUACAAACCCAGGAUGGCCUGGCUCAGCCCCAGGAGCUCCCACCCAGCCCUCUGCCCCGGGUGAUUUCCCUGGCGGAUCAUCUGGCCCGGGGGCUCCAGGGCAGAUCCCCUUUCACUCUGGUCCUGGAGCACCAGGGCAAUACCCAGGACCUCCUUCAGCACCUGGUGGGUUCCCCCCUGGUCCUGGGAUACCAGGACAAUAUCCACCUGCGCCAGGAGCUCCAGGGCAGUUCCCCUCUAGUCCCGGAGCCCCUGGGCAGUUCCCUGGGCAGUACCCACCUGAAGGAGCUCCAGGACAGCUACCUGGAGGCCCUGUUCCUUACCCAACUGGACCAUUUCCUUCUGGGCCUGGAGCUCCCACUGGGCCUUAUCCAAAUGUGCCUUUCCCAGGAAGUCAGCCAGGAGGAGGCAAUGGGAUGUACGGACCAGGUGGUCCAGGUGCAUUCCCCCCUCCAGCUGGCCCUGGCUCUUUCCCUGCAUUCCCUGCUGGAGGCUUUCCCCCAAUACCCCCUGGGUCGUGGGGACCAGCUGCAGGUGGAGGCUUCCCUCCUGCCCCUGGCCCCUUUGGUCCUGGCCCAGGGCCUAUGGGUCCAUACGGUGGGCCUGCCGCUCCAGGAGGCAUGCUGAUGAUGCCGUACGAUCUCCCUCUUCAUGCUGGAAUUAUGCCACGACUUCUAAUCACAAUAGUUGGGGAGCCCACUCCUGGUGCAGACAGGUUCCAGGUUGACUUUAUCAGAGGCCCAGAUAUCGUCUUUCACUUCAAUCCUCGGUUUAAUGAGCAAACAAUUGUCAGAAACUCCAACCUAGGUGGAUGUUGGGGUCCGGAGGAGCGAGAAGCAGGCUUCCCAUUUGUUCAGGGACGCCGUUUUGAGCUGAAGAUCCUCGUGGAGGAGGACAUGUUUAAAGUGGCCGUGGACGGCACCCACCUGCUGGAGUACGAGCACAGAGUCGGCGGGCUGGAGGAAGUGACCCUGGUGCGAGUGGCUGGAGACGUCAUCCUCCACAGUGCGGCCCCGAGCAUGAUCUGACUCUCAGAGCUACUAAAGGAGGCCUAGGUCAAACUUUACCACUGUAUUUGACAUCCUUUCAAGUACCUUGAUGGAGUUUUUGAGGCACAAUAGUCAGCAAAGUGCAAUCUUUGCCCACAUGGAGCUUCUUCAUUUAUUACAGAACAGAUGGCAGAUUUACACGGGUCUGCACGCUAUAAUCCUUUUUUUUUUUUUAAACUGGCUGGCAUCUCAUUUUCUAGCCACUCACAGUAUAUUUUAUGACAUAACAAUAUCAAAGUAGUGAAUGAGAUAAAGUGCAUCUAAAACAGGCGCUUUAAGGAAAUACUAAUUUAUACCUAAUGAAAAGAUUGUAGGCCAAGUGGAAUAGUGUGAGGUGUCCCUGAAAUAUAUUUUCCACUAGUAUGCUGUAUUUUGUUUACAGUACAUGUAUGUUUAUAUCAAAAUCUUGAUAAGCCUUUGUAAUGCAUGAGAGUGUGCUGCUGAAAAUCAAUUUAGUCUCCUUUUCACUGUCUUACUUCAGUGCUGGCUGACCCCAAGACUCAUUGGCCUGUUAACGUACAGUAGGCUAACAAUGACGUUUCUUAAAAUGUAUUUAUAGACUGACUUUGAGCACCUCCUGUCUUCAGUAUUCAUCCUCCUGAACUCUAAGACUGGAGGGAAUUAUGAUUUCAUGUUGAAGUCUAAUAAUAAAAAAAGUGAGGCUCAAAUAGAACAUUAGAAAGGGGAGGGAUGGGGUCUCUGAUUUUGUUGCCAAAGAUAACAGUGGUACAGUAUUUUGAGAUUCUAUGCUUAUAAAUAAAGGGCAACAAACAAUGACUGAUAAUGCUGUUUGAUUCAGAGUAUUGUACACUUUUCAUGAGCUACCUGCCUGUACACGUAAUAAAUGCUACUU
Molecule: messenger RNA, 2151 nt
Organism: Chelmon rostratus (copperband butterflyfish)
Lineage: Eukaryota; Metazoa; Chordata; Actinopteri; Chaetodontiformes; Chaetodontidae
Gene: lgals3a
Product: lectin, galactoside binding soluble 3a
Exons: 6
Coding region: 144-1277 (377 amino acids)
Biological process (GO): neutrophil chemotaxis; eosinophil chemotaxis; positive chemotaxis
Cellular component (GO): nucleus; immunological synapse
Molecular function (GO): carbohydrate binding; IgE binding; laminin binding
Source: RefSeq, a predicted model, not a curated record